UCCAUGUGUACGACAGAGAUAUUGUAAUUAAUCGAUGACAGUUUCGUUGCGAUGUUUCUUUCGAUCUUAUCGUUUCUCUUUAUCUUGGCUCUAGUUUCUGAAUCACAAGCUGCUGGCUGUCGUACACUGGAAUUCAGAGCAACCGUCAGUGGAAAGGCAUUAACCAAUCACACGAUUCGUACGAUCCAACCAAUCAGAGAUGCCCAGACAUGCAGAACGAAAUGUUAUAUGGAGCCGCUCUGCUUUGCUGUUAAUUUUUGUCAUAAUGAUGGAAGCGAAACUGUGUGUGAACUGUUGAACAAUACAUCGACUAUCGUCCAUGAUAAAGACUUGGUCAAUAAAAAAGAAUGUACUAUCUACCUUUCAAAGAGUUCUUGUUCAAGCUCUCCUUGUCCUAGCAACGCCAGUUGCCAUGGUGAUUUCUUGCGGGCUUCUGUGUUGUACAAGUGCAUCUGCCCUUCUGGUUUCACGGGGAAAUUCUGUGAAUCAGACAUCGACGAGUGCGCGCCGAACACUAGUUACUGCCACAAGGAUGCUACGUGUAACAAUUCUAUUGGUAGUUACAGCUGCAAAUGCAAAGGCGGAUACCAUGGCAACGGCAAAACCUGUCAGGACAUCGACGAAUGUGAGUCCAAUACUCAUAAUUGUGAUGCGAAGGCGCUUUGUAACAACACUAGAGGUGGAUUCACUUGCAAGUGCAAACCUGGCCUUCUUGGGAACGGGACUUUCUGUCGAUAUCCUGAGAAUUGCGAAGACAUUCGUGUAAAUCAUCCUUAUCCCAAAGACGGAUUUCAUAACUUGAAAACUGCCGAGGGAAGUGUGGUAGAAAGGUUAUGCGUGUUUUCAGACUCUUAUGAGUGCGGUUCUGGUUUUUGGGUGUUGGCUUUAAAACUUAAUGGCCAAAAGACCGGAAAUGGAUACACUUCGCCUCUUUGGACUAGUGACAGUGCGAUCAAUCAAAGUUUAUACAAGACUACCUUCGAAGACGACAGCAUCGAAAUUAAGCUGCCUGCCUUCUGGGAACACCCUGUCAAAAAAGUAUGUCUUGGAAUGAAGUAUUUGAACGUGCUUAAGUGGGUCUCUGCCACAGUCAAUGCUUCUUCUUUGCGAUCUUUGUUUGAGAGUGAAAAGGAGAUCCCUACUAAUAGCAGCAGAGCAAAAUGGACAUCGUUGUUAAGUGGGGCCAAACUUCAAAGGAACUGUAACAAGCAAGGAUUUAAUAUGAAGUGUGGCGGGUUCAGCACGAGGAUUGGAUAUCUUGCUAAUGGCGAGAAUGAGUGUAAAACUUGCGAUUCAGGAAUAGGUUUCGGAAUAUUAUCGUGGGGAUGUAGACAUAAAUAUUGGGGGAAAUACAUUUCCCCCUCAUCUUGCUAUAUUUUAGUCCAGUAAGGCUCACAGGUCGCUGGUCUCUCUCCUCAGCCGUUCUUAGUGUUGUCACGGAGGAAGCGUUGCGUGACGAAGCUAAAAACGGCUGCGGGGGAACCUAAAGGCGCGGUUACACGGAGCAAUUUUCUCUGCAACUUGUCUCGCAGCGCUGUUGCGACACAAGUUGCAUGGAGCAUUGCAGUGUAACCUAAAACUCAAUUCGUUGAAAAAACGUUGCGAGACAUAACAGCACAGCCUCCUUUUGCUUCUCGGGUUUGUUACUCCCUCCCUCGUACCCAAUCCUCCUUCUCUCUCGUCCCUAGUUCUUCUCUGUCAUACAACUUAACACAGGGCUCCCAACAGAGAAUAUAUGGGGUAGCUUGCGGAGAGGAGGCUAGUAGCAGCAAUGCGUCUCUGUUGCACCGUGUAAACACUUGUAGCGAGAAAAGUUGCAAACAAAUUGCUCCUUGUAGUUACGUUUCAAGACUAAAGGCGCGAUUACACGGAGCAAAUUUCCCUGCAACUUGUCUCGCAACGGCAUUGAGACACAAGUUGCAUAGAGUAUGAUUGCAGCGUGUAAUCUACAGCGCAGUUUUCAGAAAUGUUGCGAGACAAGUUGCAGCAAUCGUUGCCACUUCGUUUCUACUUUUAGCAACGAUUGCUUCGUCUCCGUUGCACCGCCGUAAACACUCUUACAACUUGUGUUGCAACGGUGAUUGCUCCGUGUAAUCAACGCGUUAAGACUAAAAUCAAAUGUCGAAUUUCAUAUGAAGGCAAAAAAUGCCUUGUUAUUCGUUAAUCGUAUUUUGCCAUUGCGACAAAACAGGGUUUUGGUGGACGUCAAUCGAAGUGUUUCCAUGACAGUGACAACGCCUUGUGUGACGUCCACCAAAACCCAUUACGGCACGACGACGAUUCCGCGCGCGCUAUUGAAAAGCACUAAAACCCAUACUUGGAACUUAAGUAUCGAGACAAAUGUAGUCAUUACAUGCACAUUUCCCACUCAUUUUCGACUUUUUCGCAUUUGAACUUUACAUGCACGAGACCCUCACAUAUAUGUUUUCAUAUAUUCACACAGCUAUUUCGAGAAAGGUUUUCGGAACCAAAGGCGAUAGGAUGAGUUAUUUCAAGAUCCGAGAAUAAAGAAUUUUUGAAUUCGGUUUUCGCAUAUGGUAAAUUAUCCGAAGCGCUGUAGGCUGAAGCGGAAAAAGCCAAAGUCUUGAUAAUUUACGAUAGACUGAAGUCAUUAAACCCGUGAAAUAGAUAUUAGACUAAAACACGACCCUAAUUCCAUUGUUUUCUUUUGCGUCUAUUUGACUAUGACAUGUUGACAAAUAUUUUUUAUUUCACGGGUUAAUAAUUUUUAUUUCACGGGUUAAAUGCUCUCAUUUUAUCACGCGAAAACUGAAUUCAAUAAUUGUUGUAUUAUACUUUUUAUAAACAGAUUCAAUUCUGCUCUCGAAAAAAAACAAAAACAAAAAACAAACGUACUUCUGUCUGUAUCGUGACCUUGAGUAAACUAGACGUGAUAAAUGUAUUAUUCGCAAAAAAUAACAACAAAAAAACACAGAAAAUACACGAUAUCAUGGAUUUGCUUACCCUGCGAGCAGAGUCUCCUUUUAACUCCUCUCUCGCCCGUAGAGGAGUUAAAAGGAGACUCUUCUCGCAAGGUAGGAU
Molecule: messenger RNA, 3042 nt
Organism: Actinia tenebrosa (Australian red waratah sea anemone)
Lineage: Eukaryota; Metazoa; Cnidaria; Anthozoa; Actiniaria; Actiniidae
Molecular function (GO): calcium ion binding
Source: RefSeq, a predicted model, not a curated record